AUGCUUCUUUUUCGUGAAGAGAAUACAUCGAGGAAAGAAAAACUUGUGACAUUGUUAAUAAUCGAAGACGGUGCAAUGAACGAACCUUUAAUCGUUCAUCACGCGUACCACAUAAGCAUCAAUUUACAGAAACACGAUCAUCAAUUCACAUUCGUCGGAGAGAGAAGUGAAUGUCAGAUUACCUCCAUUAAUUUUCCGACAAAAAAAAAGAAGUUAAACGAGAACAAUGGAAGCGACUACAAAUAUGGAUAG
Molecule: messenger RNA, 252 nt
Organism: Clunio marinus
Lineage: Eukaryota; Metazoa; Arthropoda; Insecta; Diptera; Chironomidae
Source: the annotation of a GenBank genome assembly